This is a messenger RNA of Solanum tuberosum (potato), 2199 nucleotides long. RefSeq names its product phosphate transporter PHO1 homolog 10-like. Bases 1 to 2199 code for a protein of 732 amino acids. The record is from RefSeq and is a predicted model, not a curated record. The transcript is spliced from 13 exons. Lineage: Eukaryota; Viridiplantae; Streptophyta; Magnoliopsida; Solanales; Solanaceae. Gene Ontology annotation, molecular function: phosphate transmembrane transporter activity; inositol hexakisphosphate binding. Gene Ontology annotation, cellular component: trans-Golgi network; Golgi apparatus; plasma membrane. Gene Ontology annotation, biological process: phosphate ion transport; cellular response to phosphate starvation.
AUGAAGUUUGGGAAAAAAUUUAAGGAUGAAAUGGUGCCUGAGUGGAGUGAGGCUUAUAUGGACUAUGGUGGGCUCAAACACCUUCUGAAAGAUAUAAACCACUUCAAUACUCAUAGAAAAGUAGAUAUUGAGAAUCAAGAAAGUGAAAUUGGGAAAAUCCAACAUAAAAAUUCGAUGAAGUUAUCGAAUGGAAAGUUGUUUAUACCAGCUGAAAUGGGACAAAAUGAGAAGUCAUUUUUCGAAAAAUUGGAUAAUGAGCUUGAGAAAGUUAAUAGAUUUUACAAGGACAUAGUGGAAGAGGCAAAGGGAGAAGCAGAUGAAUUAGCCAAACAAAUGGAGGCUUUGAUUGCUCUUCGAAAAAAAGUAAAAGAAAAAGAUACCAAGGGAGACAAAGCAGCAUCCUCAAAGGUUACUUCUCCAAGCAGGGCGUCGAGUGAAGCUGAGCAAGACCAACUAGACUUCAAAGAAGAAGUGGACAAGUUUGGUGAGAACAUCAUAAAACCAGCUUCUUCUCCAAGCGAAAAUAGAGAUCCUUCGUUAGGUGAACAUGGACGCACUCCCUCAGACGUUCUUGAAUGUGUCAAAAUUCAAAAUACAUCCGACAAUCCAAAAUCAUCGGUAGAAAGACUAUUUCUUGGUAACACAGAGAAAGAAUGUAGCUUCAGUCAAGAAGAGCUAAAGGAGAUUGAAGAAAAGUUGAAAAAGGCCUUUGUUGAGUUCUACCAGAAACUUCGCCGCCUAAAUCAGUACAGUUUUAUGAACCUCUCAGCAUUUUCUGUGAUCCUGGAAAAAUAUGAAAAGAUUACUUCAAGGAAAGUGAUGAGAUCGUACAUGAAAAUCGUGGAUAACUCCUAUAUUGGAAGUUCUGAUGAGGUUACUAGUCUUCUGAACAAGGUAGAAGCAACAAUUGUCAAGCACUUCAAUUCUGAACGGGGGGACGACAUCAAAUUAGUAAGGCAGGAAAGGAAAAGAGAGAAACACAGCAUUUGGUUUCUUUCAGGAUUCUUCUGUGGAUUCUCAGUUGCUCUAAUUAUGGCUAUUGUGUUAAUCAUACAAACAAGAAAGUUAUUGGACAAGGAGGAGGCUACAGUGUAUUUGGAUAGCAUCUUCCCUCUUUACAGUUUCUACGGUUACAUCAUCUUACAUAUGCUUAUUGGUGCUGCAAAUGUAUACUUGUGGAGAUGCUACAGAAUCAACUACUCGUUUAUACUUGGAUUCAAGCCAGGAACCGAAUUAGACCACAAGGAAGUUUUUCUUUUAGCCUCUGGUCUUGCAGUUCUUGUACUCACUGCUUGCCUGGUACAGCUGCAUAUCAGGAUGGACUCGAGGAUCCAAGAGCAUGAGACAUUUGUCGAACUGGUUCCUUUGGGCUUACUCAUUGGCUUAGUUCUCAUAUGUCUGUGUCCUUUUAACAUCAUCUAUCGUUCAAGCCGUUUCUUCCUUAUUCAGAGUCUAUUUCGUAGCAUUUGUGCUCCUUUAUACAAGGUCAAUAUGAUUGAUUUUUUUCUAUCAGACCAGCUAACCAGCCAGACACAAGCGAUAAGAAGUUUCGUAUACUACAUUUGUUAUUAUAGUUGGGGGAAAUCCUCUACAGGACGAAAAAUGUGCCACGUUAGUGAUGUGUAUAUCGUCUUCUAUUACAUUUCAGCUGCAAUUCCUUAUUGGAUUCGCUUCUUCCAGUGUAUGCGACGAUUAAUCGAAGAGAAAGAGAUGAAGCAUGGAUUCAACGGUUUCACCUAUUUCUCAAUGCUACUGUCAGUUGUUUUUCAGUCAACAUUCAGACUACGGAAAAAAACGACUUGGAAAGUGUGGGCUUUGGUUAGCUCAGGCGUGGCAGCUCUGGCAAACAUAUCUUGGGAUAUCAGGAUGGACUGGGGUCUUCUUCAAAUGAAGUCAAGAAACUUUCUUCUGAGAGAUAAGCUCUUACUUCACCAUAGAACUGCAUAUUAUAUAGCUAUGAUUCUUGAGGUUCUCCUGAGAUUUGUAUGGCUGCAAGUAGUAUUGAGUUUUGACAUGCGCCCACUACGUGGUAAAGUCAUAACAAGCACAUUUGCAAGCUUAGAAAUUCUUCGUCGAGGCAUUUGGAACUUCUUUAGAUUGGAGAAUGAACACUUGAACAACGUUGGGGAGUACCGAGCAUUCAAGUCACUCCCACUGCCCUUCAUUACAGACGACGACAAGGUUGGCAAAAAUGAGUAG